Ostreococcus tauri is the source of this 285-nucleotide messenger RNA. RefSeq names its product unnamed product. The transcript has a single exon. The coding region runs from base 1 to 285 and encodes 94 amino acids. The record is from RefSeq and is a predicted model, not a curated record. Lineage: Eukaryota; Viridiplantae; Chlorophyta; Mamiellophyceae; Mamiellales; Bathycoccaceae.
AUGCCUGCAUCCGACGAGCGACGUGAGCCUGGUGAGGUGAACGCGAACGAAAACGACGCUGAUCGUGCGUCCACGACGGCGACGAAAUCCUUCGACGUCUUGGCGAAAAGCUUGUCGCUCGCAGCCGAGGCUCGAAGCGCGGGUGAGCGACAGCGGUCGAAUGCGAUAUUAGAGGGAGUCUUGAAGCAGUACGUUGCAGAUUUGGACGAGAUGCGGGCGAAAUUCGAGCGACAAAGAGAGAGUUUGAACGAUGGCGGUGACGGGGACGCCAUGGACACGAGUUGA